This is a messenger RNA of Canis lupus familiaris (dog), 3886 nucleotides long. It is a transcript of the gene LRP11, whose product is annotated as LDL receptor related protein 11. The transcript has 8 exons. The coding region runs from base 1 to 1878 and encodes 625 amino acids. Gene Ontology annotation, molecular function: protein binding. The record is from RefSeq and is a predicted model, not a curated record. Lineage: Eukaryota; Metazoa; Chordata; Mammalia; Carnivora; Canidae.
AUGCUUUAUGACAAGCUCAUUAUAAAAAUUUCAGUUGAUAUGAAGUCUGGCCGUCUCGCCGCCGCGGAGGGCGCCCCCGGAUCCCCGCAGGGAGGCGCCGGCGCUCGGGGAAGCCGCCGGAAAGCGCGAGCGGCGGGGCCAGGCCGGGCCGGCUAUGCCUCCCGUGGCCGCGGUUCCCGCCGGCGACCGCGCGCCCGCGGCCUCGGGGGUGCAGCCGGGCCCCGCGGAGGCCGCGCUGUGAGGCGCCAGGGCCUAGUGGCCGCCGCGGCCGCGCCGGAGGGGCCCGGGGCCGGCGCCCGCCCGCCCGCCCGCCCCCCUCGCGCUCUGCGGCCCCGCCUAGGCUCGCCGCCUCAGCCGCCGGCCGCCAUGGUCUUCGCCACCCGGGAGGGCGCGGGCUCGGCGCGGCACCGGGCGCUGCGCGGGCUGCUGCUGCUCUGCCUGUGGCUGCCGAGCGGCCGCGCGGCCGCACCGCCCUCCGCGCCGCUGUCCGAGCUGCACGCGCAGCUCUCGGGGGUGGAGCAGCUGCUGGAGGAGUUCCGCCGGCAGCUGCAGCAGGAGCGGCCGCAGGAGGAGCUGGAGCUGGAGCUGCGCGCGGGCGGCGGCCCCCGGGAGGGCUGCCCGGGCCCGGGCGGCGGCGGCGGCGGCGGCGGCGGCGGCGGCGGCGGCGGCUACAGCGCCAUGCCGGACGCCAUCAUCCGCACCAAGGACUCGCUCGCGGCGGGCGCCAGCUUCCUGACGGCGCCGGCGGCCGUGCGGGACUGGCGGCAGUGCCUGGCGGCCUGCUGCUCCGAGCCGCGCUGCUCCGUGGCGGUGGUGGAGCUGCCCCGGCGGCCCGCGCCCCCCGCCGCCGCGCUCGGCUGCUACCUCUUCAACUGCACCGCCCGCGGCCGCAGCGUCUGCAAGUUCGCUUUGCACCGCGGCUACAGCAGCUACAGCCUCAGCCGCGCCCCGGCGGGCGGGCCGCGAGACCUGGGAGCCUCGCCUCCAGAGGAAAAGGAUGAGCCCCCGCUUAGCAAGGCUGGGCAGGAUGUGGUCUUGCAUCUACCUACAGACGGAGUGGUUUUAGAUGGCCGUGAGAGUACAGAUGACCACGCCAUUGUCCAGUAUGAGUGGACACUGCUGCAGGGUGACCCAUCAGUGGACAUGAAGGUACCUCAGUCAGGAACCCUGAAGCUGUCCCACUUACAGGAAGGAACAUACACCUUUCAGCUCACUGUAAUGGACACUGCUGGGCAGAGAAGCUCCGACAACGUCUCAGUGACGGUGCUUCCCAUGGCGUUCUCCACGGGAGGAUGCUUGAGUGUUUGCUCCCGCUACCACUUCUUUUGUGACGAUGGCUGUUGCAUUGACAUUACACUGGCUUGCGAUGGAGUGCGGCAGUGUCCUGAUGGGUCUGAUGAAGCUUUCUGUCAAAACUUGAGCCUUGACCAGAAGACGGUGACCCACACAGCAACUGUCCAGCCUAGAACCACAGGACCAAGCAAAGAUGCAGCAGGAGGUUUCUUCUUGGAAAAGUCUCAGAAAGUCACUGUUCAAAACCAGCCACCAGCUGGUUUAUCAAACGCAGAGAAGAGGAAUCAUUCCACGUUUUGGGGACCAGAGAGUCAAACUGAUCCUAUGAUGCCAGAUCGUGGCUCCUCGAGGAAGAACAGAAAAGAGGAAAAUUAUAUUUUUGAGUCAAAGAGCGAUCGAGGAGGAGGGGAACACCCAGCCCCAGAAACAGGUGCAGUGCUACCCCUGGCCCUGGGUUUGGCCAUCACGGCUCUGCUGCUUCUCAUGGUUGCUUGCCGACUACGCCUGGUGAAACAGAAACUUAAAAAAGCUCGUCCCAUCACAUCUGAGGAAUCCGACUACCUCAUAAAUGGGAUGUAUCUGUAAUAAGUAUCAUUUAAAUAGCUGGGGGUGAGGAUGUUUUACUUAUAAUUUAUACAUAUACUGGUUUGGAUAUUUAUAACCUCUUUGAUUUGAACUGGGCUAAGAAAAAUCCUGAAACCCCAGAAAAUUCUGCAAGCCCUAAACCUUUGUUUUUAUUUAUUAUAGAAAGAUUUUCUUUGGGGAGUAUAUGAAAUGUUUUGAAAUUUAGAGAGGAAUCCAUGUGAGUAAAGACUCUAAUUCUGACUUAUGUGAACUGUCCCUGAAAAUAGCAAUUUGCAGUUAGCCAAGGCAGAAAAUUCAGAAUCUCAAGGGAAGGCCUUCGGAUGGCAAUGUUAACCCUUUACUUUUCAGAAGCCAGCCAUUGGCCUCUGGGAACCCUGGGCCACUUUACACACAGCUUUCUCUUAUUCUGAGGCCUUCUUAUUCCUCAUAUUAAGCUUCAAGUGCUUUUCUCUUCUCCCCUUCAAAGCCUGUUUCUGAGAAUGGAUCUCAGUGAAUUUAUACCUUCAGUGAAAUGCUCCCCAUGGCAGGAAUAUCUAAUUGUAACCCUUGUGAACACGUCAAGGAGGCAUCAGGGUGGGUGAGUGUGAGCUUAUCCCAGUGCCUCUGACAUCAUGUCGUUUGGGUGGCUGCCCCCUUAGACCUGACUUUGGGAGAAAACACUCAGACUUUGGAUUACAAAUAGCUGUAACGUCGUCCUGGAGGGAGAUAGGAAAUGAUGGUGGCAGCAGAGGUGGCAGGUCAAACAUUUUAACACAAACUUAGCUGAGGGCAAAGUACUUUCUUAAUCUACUCAACACUGCUUGAUGGUCCAGAACACAGCAGCUUUAUUUAUAUAGUCACUGGUCUUCAGCAUUAGUCUGUGUUGAUGGAAGAGAAAGAUGCAUUCAAAUUGAAAAGCAGAGCACUGAGUGGAUUUCUAGGUGCAGCGUUUGUAAAAAUGUCACGUUUAAGGAUCACCAGGUUCUUUCAUCCAAUGGAAUAGGCCAGUUUUCUCCAUUAUUUGUUUAAUGCUAUAAAAUGUUAUAAUGUACAAUCAGCUAAUGCCAGGCUUAUGUAUUCCCAGAGCAUAAAGCAGUCUUGCACAAAUUCACCCUUACAGAAAACUGGCAUCAAGCUUAGUAUCUUUCUCCUUUUAAUCAAUUUGUAGGAUUUUUUUUUCUUUUUUUCUUUUUUUUUUUUUUUUUAAUUUUUUCAUGAUAGGCACACAGUGAGAGAGAGAGAGAGGCAGAGACACAGGCAGAGGGAGAAGCAGGCUCCAUGCACCGGGAGCCCGACGUGGGACUCGAUCCCGGAUCUCCAGGAUUGCGCCCUGGGCCAAAGGCAGGCGCCAAACCGCUGUGCCACCCAGGGAUCCCAAUUUGUAGGAUUUUAAAGGCAGAUUAUUCCCAGCAUCACUUAAUGCCAGGAUUAAACACACCCUAGUAAUCAUUCUCCUGAGAGCAAUCUAGAGUGUGCCUGUCUACACUGACAUAUUACUAAGAUAGUAUGGCUUUUUAUCCAAAGUGGCAAAUCUUCUAAAAUACUUGAAAACACUGUAGAACACUUUAUAUUCAGACUGAAUGUGAGGUAAGUUGUUCCUUUUAGCAAAGGGCUUAAUUUGGGUCAGAAAUAUAACAGAAUACAUGAAUAAACAAAGUUAGUUCUAGAAAAAUAAAGAAAUUGGUUACUUUUAUUUCCUGAGGGGUCCAAGCAUUUUGUGGAAUGAUUAGAAUUGAGCAAAGACUUAAAGUUCUCCUCAAGAGCAAAUUAGAAAAAUGACUGUGUGAAUGAACUUAGGAUAUCUGUACUCUCUGUGUGACGCUGUGCAGUUUGCUUUUCUAGAGAAGGGUGUCACCUAUAGCCAUACCCAAUAAAAUAAAAACUGAUGAGGCAUGCAUCUUUCGGCACAUCUUUUUAUACAUGAAGAAAUUAAACGCGGUUUAGUAUUGCUAUGGUGUUGAGAUACUUGAGAAAAGAUGUCCAUAUCCAAGUGUACAAAAUCCCUUUAAUAAAUUGUAUUUUCUUCUUA